This is a messenger RNA of Gorilla gorilla gorilla (western lowland gorilla), 3204 nucleotides long. Its product is annotated as dehydrodolichyl diphosphate synthase complex subunit NUS1-like. The transcript has a single exon. Lineage: Eukaryota; Metazoa; Chordata; Mammalia; Primates; Hominidae. The coding region runs from base 2095 to 2976 and encodes 293 amino acids. Gene Ontology annotation, cellular component: dehydrodolichyl diphosphate synthase complex; endoplasmic reticulum membrane. The record is from RefSeq and is a predicted model, not a curated record. Gene Ontology annotation, molecular function: ditrans,polycis-polyprenyl diphosphate synthase [(2E,6E)-farnesyl diphosphate specific] activity.
AAUAUAAUCAUAUUUUUUAAUAAACAAACUUCAAAUAAGAUAAGAGCAUUAAUUUGCACAGAGGCUACUUAUAAUAUAUAAUACAUUUCAAAGUACAUUAAUAUGACAUAUGUUUAAAAAUAUUUUUAUUUUUGUGAAUAAGAUGGCAGAAACAAAAUGGCACAAAGCAAGAAUAAUAAUAGGGUAAAGAAGCAAAGAAGGAAGGUGAAAAAUUUACUUUGUAUAUUAGAGACCUUUGAGGAUUAUAAUAUAUAUUAUGAAGAUACGAGAAUCAUUACUUCAUUUUAUGCUCUAAAAAUGAAAUAUAAAUUCAAAUAAUACUAUCUUAAUCAUUCUUUUCAGUUUUUCUUAAAAAUAAAUAAAUUGAUGGUGCAUUCUUAUGUGAAGUAUAAGUGAAUUUGCAAGUUUAGAGAAAUACAAGAUUAUAUAUUUCUCAUUAAAUGCAUGAACUAUUCAGCAUUUAGAGAAACAAAUUCUUAACCAAACAUUAUGGAACCAUCCAGAAUCUAAAGUAAAAGGUUAUGAUGUGCACAAUGGAAUAAAUAACUUGAAUAAAGAUAUAUUUUAAGCAAAAGUUAGGUAUUAAAAUUAAACCUUUUAAAAAUUUAUUUAAAGUAUUAAAGCUAACUGAAUAUGCACAGAAAUAUGUGUUUGCACGAGCAGUAAAAGGACAUAAAUAUUCAUUAACAGAAAGUGUUGAGGCAUCGUUCUGUACUUAGGUUAUGCUUAUUCAAUGUUACCUUGCUUCUAAUUAUUCUUCAUUUAACCACUUGUAUCUCAAAGCUUUUCUGAUAUAAAGGAAAAAUGCAGCUUGAAGCAAAAACCAAAUGCUCGAAUGCAUUCAAAUUUAUACACCUGGAUAUACUUUCUCAACUUACAGAGGCACUUUUGUGAAUUACCACUUCAUCAGUGAAAUGAGGUGAAAAACUAACAUUGCUUUUACCUUAGGCAUUCUCGUCAAGGGAACAUUAGAAGCUGAAAAAUGAGACUCUUUUAAGUCUUCAUUUAUCAUAUUCUCCAAAAUCUUAAAGUAAUUGUAUGUCAUUUCACAUAUAAACACAACAUAUCCACUUCCCUGGAUAUUCUAAAAGCAAAAUCACAAACUAUCUGUGAAAACUGUUACAUUAAAAUGUGGAUCAGAACAGCUGUUAGCAUUGUUUUAUUUGCUUUCUUAAAAAUCUAAUGUUAUGAACAUUAAUUAUCCAUAAAAUAUCAUUAUGUAAAAGAGAGAAUUUCUCAAAUCACUUUUUCUCCAAACUAAUUAUAGUCGAAUGAAACCAUGCUUCAUCACUUUAUGAGAAAAGAAGGGACAUAUUAAAAGUGUAAGCUUAGAAGCCCAUCACAACUUAUAAGUAAAUACUGACAUAAAAAUAAAUCUACUUUGACCUGUCUCUGUUCUGCUUGUCACUUCUUCAAGGAUUUUCUGUAACUUCUCUAAUCCUCUUUUGUCUCUCUAUCUUAUGCUCUCCCAAUUCCACACAUUUCUAUUUUAUUCAGAAAUUAACUUAGGGAAACAUGACUUUUUUUCCGCUUAUGCCUGUGGCAUCAUAGAGAUUGCUGAUUUUAGGAUGCUGGCAUUUCCCCAUUUUCUAGAAGACCAUGGUUUCAAAAAGGUGAAACCAUCACUUCUAUGUGAGAACAUGGUAAAUUAGAUAAUUUAUUCACUGACUAUGUCAAUAAUAGUGGAAGAGAAGGAUAGUUUUUGAAACUAUGGGAACUAUUGUCUUAAUUCUUUAAUUCUAGUUAUAUAUAAGUGACAUUAAAAUGAGUUUCACUACAUAACUCAUUAGAUUUUAUUUUUAAUGAAGAUUUCAAACUGAGUUUGAAAACAAUUCAUUUUCUCAUAAAACACAAAAAUGACUGAGACUUUAAAACAUAUAAAUGUAGUCACGUAUAUAAUUGUACCUAGAGUUAUGGAAUAAAUACUUUAAGACUAUUAAGGAAAGUUAAGGUGUUGGCAGUGGAAAGGGGUUCGGGCUCGGGGGGCGGGGGGACGCGGAGCGAUGGCCCGCGCCGGCCGCAGGGGCGGAUAAAAAGCCGUCGCGCCGCGGGAGUGGGCGGGAGGGAGAGGGGGUGUCCGAGGGCCACAAGAGUAUGAGGCGGGUGUACGAGCUGGUGCGGCGGGUGCUGCACGCGCUGCUCUGUCUGCACCGGACGCUCACCUCCUGGCUCCGCGUUCCGUUCGGCACCUGGAACUGGAUCUGGCGGCGCUGCUGCCGCGCCGCCUCUGCCGCGGUCCUAGCGCCGCUCGGCUUCACGCUCCGCAAGCCCCCGGCAGUCGGCAGGAACCGCCGUCACCACCGGCACCCGCGCGGGGGGUCGUGCCUGGCAGUCGCACUCCACCGGAUGCGCUGGCGCGCGGACGGUCGUUCCUUGGAGAAGCUGCCUGUGCAUAUGGGCCUGGUGAUCACCGAGGUGGAGCAGGAACCCAGCUUCUCGGACAUCGCGAGCCUCGUGGUGUGGUGUAUGGCCGUGGGCAUCUCCUACAUUAGCGUCUACGACCACCAAGGUAUUUUCAAAAGAAAUAAUUCCAGAUUGAUGGAUGAAAUUUUAAAAGAACAGCAAGAACUUCUGGGCCUAGAUUGUUCAAAAUACUCACCAGAAUUUGCAAAUAGUAAUGACAAAGAUGAUCAAGUUUUAAAUUGCCAUUUGGCAGUGAAGGUGCUGUCUCCGGAAGAUAGAAAAGCAGAUAUUGUAAUAGCUGCUCAGUACUUUUGCCAGUUAGUAGCCCAGAAGCAAAAGAGACCCACAGAUGUGGAUGUAGAUACGUUAGGCAGUUUACUUAGUUCAAAUGGUUGUCCUGAUCCUGAUUUAGUAUUGAAGUUCGGUCCUGUGGACAGCACAUUAGGCUUUCUUCCCUGGCACAUCAGAUUGACUGAGAUUGUCUCUUUGCCUUCCCACCUAAACAUCAGUUAUGAGGACUUUUUCUCUGCCCUUCGUCAAUAUGCAGCCUGUGAACGGCGUCUGGGAAAGUAGUGGUCAUUGGUUGCAUAAUUUGAUUUGAGGCUUGUGGAGGAAAGGACCCAAGUGACUCUGAUGUUUACAAAGCACCUAUGAAACCCUGUACACACCUAGUUCAUAAUCCUCAUAAUUUAUCAACAAACACAAAAAAGUGUCUUACUUGAGAGUGAGUGUGUGUGUGUGCGUGUGCACGUGCACACAUGUGCACGUUUGUAUGUAUGGAAAUAAACUUAUAAAUGGGGA